Messenger RNA from Adineta ricciae, 399 nucleotides. NCBI's taxonomy places the organism in Eukaryota, Metazoa, Rotifera, Eurotatoria, Adinetida, Adinetidae. The record is from the annotation of a GenBank genome assembly.
AUGAGUGAAACAUCAGUGACUAAAGACAAUCAAAUGAAUGAAACGGCAACUAAACCGUCGCGUCCACCAAUAACACGCGCAACAACUUUACCAACUACUCCGACAUCACCAUUAGCAACAAAUCCGUGGUAUCAACAGAGAUUUGAAUUGUAUCGCGAUGUAAUCGAAGAAAAACUACGGGAUGAAUAUCCCAAUCUACCUUCAAAACAUUCGAUUCAACCGGCAAAUAUUGAACAUUCAACUGUCAAAGGAUACGAUCUCGACUUUCCAAUUGAAUUAAACAACGGACAAAGUGCAAUUGUCUCUCUUGCGUAUGGGAAUGGUCCUCGGCCUCCGUAUACGAAAGACGAACGUCGUAAAUUGAUAACCAUUCGUCAAAAUACAACAGACAAUCAAUAG